UUUAUUUGAAUUCUCAUCAUGGCUUCUUCUUCUCCUUCUUCUCCUUCUUCUUCUUCUUCUUCUCCUUCAAGAGUAUCAUCAAAGCGUUUGACCACAUUGGAGCAGGGGAUUACGCCCUCUUGUUCUUCUGUUAACUUUGCCACAGCACGCACUUCCCGCCCGCAUUCAUUCCACCAGCAACAGUUGGCACAGCCCCCGCUUGUCGUUGACUCUUGUUCUUUUACUCUUCAUCAUCACAACAACAAUCAACGGCGCUCUCGUGCAUAUUCCCCACACAAGCGUCACUCUCUUUUAGACUCUUCAACUAGUACAAGGAGGCCCAUGCCCGUUCCCACUCCCAUGACGGGUCCCGCACCACCACCACCAUCUGGAACGACUACGACUCCUAGCACAGGCACCACAACCACAACGACAACGAGUGCGACGAGUGCGAGUGUGAAUGUCACAACGGCAGCACCGAGUGCGACAAGAGCGACAAAGGCCGCUGCCGUGGAAAGAUGGCUCAGAGACACUCCUCUUCCCCCAGGCAUCAAUGUCGUGGGAAACAAUCAGCCAACCCCACGAACAUCGCGCGAUCGAAAACGACCGUUUGGAAACGACGUGCAACCGCAGAGAGGUCUCUCGUUUCCGCCAUCCGAUGGCAAAAAAGGGCCAAGUCCAAGCUCCCAAGUCCCCGCCGCUUUACUCAGCUCGGCCAAUGGGGGAAAUGUCCAUUUCUAUGGUCCACACUUUGGGCCGAGUGCCAAGCCUCAGACGAGCCCUCCGCGGUCGCCCCAAAAGUCACCUCCCUCAUCGCCCUCAAAUUUCCCCCCAAGGACCGUCUCUGCCGAGAAAUCUGGUGAGCGAACGUCUGUAAAUGGUCAGCAGAAUCUGAGCAGCGUUCUCUUUCCGCCUCGAGUCAGUAUCGACGAAAAGCAUAUUGAACAUGGACCUCACAAGGAGCGAAUGGCCGGUCGAACAACCGACAAGGCGCACAGAAUGUCAUUUCGUGUCGUCACGGCUACAAAUGCAAAACCCAUCGACGAAGAUGAAGAAAAGCCACUGGGUUUGACGCCGGCAGGUGUCCAGCGCAUGUCGGUGGUCAUGCAGCCCGUCGUGGCUGAGCCUCUACCUCUUGCAGACGACUCACAAGAUGAGAAACCAAAGCGUCACUCUCACCUCCCAGCAUCCAUUGUCAUUCCCGCUGUGGCACCCUCGGCAGAAGAUGCAGAAAAGGCCUCUCCGGAAUCGGAUCAGACUGACUCGAUUUUAGACGGCCGGCAAAUGCUCGGGGACGAUUACGCAGAGUCGACUGUUAGCUCGAGCUCGGAAUUUGUUCCUCCCAAAGUCUUGCUCAGAUCACAGCAUCGCGAGUCUCUUGUCCCCUCCCUCCACUCGGUGGACGAGGGAUCCGAGUCUGGCACGUCCUUUGGCGAGUCUAUUACCAUGGACGGCGGAAGCUCGGAUUUGGAAUCGGAUCUUGGAUCGAUAUCCUCCAAUGCCAUGGCCAAUGCCUCGCUGACAGAACGCAUGGAAGUCAUGAAACAGCGCGCCAAAAAGGCAAAGGACAGACUCCAAUCCUUUGAAGCGGCCCGGUUUAUUGUCGACAAUGUCCAGUUUAUCGACAAGAUGGAGCAAAAGCCGUACUGCGAGUUGGCUAUUAAGCAACUCAAAAAGUUGUCUAUUGCCGGAACUGUAGAGGCGCAAUAUUUGUUGGCCAAUCUGUAUAUUAGCGGUAUACCGGGCUUUCAGGAAAAGCACAAGCCCGACUAUUCAAAGGCGUUCAACUUGUACUCGUCGGCGGCCAAAAAAGAUCACCCCGAGGCACUGUUUCAUGUUGGAUUGUGCUAUGAGCAAGGAGCGGGUGUUGCGCAGAGUAAUAACCGGGCGCUGCACAAUUACCGCAAGGCGGCAGUGAGCAACCACCCAGGUGCCAUGUUUCGACUCGGCAUGUCCCUCCUCAAGGGCGAACUCGGCCAAAGCAAAAAUCCCCGCGACGGUGUCAAAUGGCUCAAGCUUGCGGCAAAAUACGCCAACGAAAAAUACCCUCAAGCCUUAUACGAACUGGCCCUCUUGCACGACCGAGGCGUCCAUAACGUUGUCUGGCCGGAUCACGAGUACCUUGUUGAAUUGCUGACGCAGGGAGCAGCCUUGGGACACGGUGCAAGUCAAUUUAAAUUGGGAGAAGCGUACGAGUAUGGGCAUUUUGGUGUUGUUGUAGAUGCGGGGCGGAGUGUGUAUUAUUACUCUUUGGCUGCAGCGAAUGGCAGUUUGGAGGCCAUGUUUGAAUUGGGCGGCUGGUACCUCACAGGCGCCGACGAUCCCAAAACCGACUUUCACCUCAUCCAAUCCGACACGGAAGCUCACCGCUGGGUCAGUCUCGCCGCCGAAGGCGGCCUCCCGAAAGCCAUGUUUGCCAUGGGCUACUUUUGCGAAAUGGGUAUUGGACGUGAUAAGCACCUUGAAAAGGCUUUGGAAUGGUACCGAAAAGCAGCGGCGGGUGGUGACGCUAAAGCCAAAAAGAAAUUGGAAGAGUUGGGUGUACCAGAGAUGGGCAAACAACGCAAGGUGGCCGAACCGGGUGUGAAAAAGAUCAAGAAGGGGACGCGGUGUCUUGUCAUGUAGAUUUGUUUUUUUUUUGUUCUUUUUCUCUUUUAUAGUUGUAUGGGCGUGGUAGUGUAUUGUAUAUUAUAUAGGUCUUGUAAUUUUGGGGGCAGGGGGACGGUAUGUGGUUGUAUGUGUGUCGUUUUUCUACGAUAAUGGAGUAGUGCGUUAUUUCUUUUUUGAUUAUUGUUUUUUGUAUGGGGUUGCAUGAUAGAAACAUAUCCCCCAAUAAAGCACUUGCAAAACUCGACGAGUUUAUUGCAAUCAACG
Spizellomyces punctatus DAOM BR117 is the source of this 2853-nucleotide messenger RNA. RefSeq lists its product as uncharacterized. Gene Ontology annotation, molecular function: protein binding. The record is from RefSeq and is a predicted model, not a curated record. Bases 19 to 2604 code for a protein of 861 amino acids. The transcript is spliced from 5 exons. NCBI's taxonomy places the organism in Eukaryota, Fungi, Chytridiomycota, Chytridiomycetes, Spizellomycetales, Spizellomycetaceae.